Messenger RNA from Nerophis lumbriciformis (worm pipefish), 1101 nucleotides. NCBI's taxonomy places the organism in Eukaryota, Metazoa, Chordata, Actinopteri, Syngnathiformes, Syngnathidae. The record is from RefSeq and is a predicted model, not a curated record.
AUGCUCCUCACGGCUCUUCACUGGCUGAUUCUGGUUUCAUUUAUCCUCCUAACCAUCGGCGGGAACGUGCUGGUUUGCCUUGCCGUGGGCCUCAGCCGCCGACUGUGGCGCAUCGCUAACUGCUUUGUGGUGUCACUGGCGGUGACGGAUCUCCUGCUGGGCCUGCUGGUGCUGCCCUUUUCCGCCACUCUGGAGUUACGGAGUUGGAAGUGGCCCCUUGGGGGCACCAUGUGCAACAUCUACAUCUCCUUGGAUGUCAUGCUGUGCGCCGCCUCCAUCCUCAGCCUGUUAGCCAUCAGUGUGGAUCGAUACUUCGCCAUCUCAGCACCCCUCAGUUACUCAUCAAGAAUCACUCCACCGAGGGUGACCUUAGCCAUCGUCGCAAUCUGGGGCAUGUCGUUGGCUGUGUCUUUCGUGCCCAUCCACCUGGGCUGGAACACAGUGGACUACAGAGUGCAGCACUUAGACUGGCACAUGGGACAAGAGCACAAGGAGGGACGCUACUGCCAGUUCGAAUGGAAUAAUAACUAUAUCAUUUUGUACGUCUUGUGCUCUUUUUACCUUCCUCUGCUGAUUAUGUGUGGGAUGUACAUAUGCAUAUUCAGAGUGGCGCGCCAACAGGUGCAACGAAUCCGUGCCGCCACGCCAUCUUUUGCCCGUCUGGCAUCAUCUGCGGCCAUAGCCAAAGAGCACAAAGCUACCAUAACCUUGGCCGCUGUGCUGGGGGCCUUUAUCAUCUGUUGGUUCCCCUACUUCACCUUCUUCACUCGAACGGGAAUCAAAGAACAGAUGAACCCCCCGACUACACUUCACUCAGUACUCCUGUGGCUAGGCUAUUUCAAUUCUGUUCUGAAUCCUAUCCUCUAUCCCGCCUUUAACAGAGACUUUAGAAAGGCCUAUGCAGCACUUCUUUUCUGUAGAGGAUCGUCACGCAGAAAACUGCAAGUGCAUAAAAGAUCAACCCUCUGUAAUGGACAAAGACAUUCCCAAAUGUCUAAUAUCACAGUUAAAGAAACCGAGAUGAACCACUUAAAUAUACAUAACAAAAACGGUGUCCCUAAUGAGUCUCUCCUUCACUGUGCACAGUUCCAAAUUUGCUAA